AGGUGCUGCACGGCCUCCACUUCAGACCAGGUAGCACUCAGGAUUGGCCACUCUGCAACAGCUAGGAACAGAAGUGUGAGCCCAACUUGUUUCAGAGCUUCCUUACCAUGACCUCCAAGAAGCUGGUAAACUCAGUGGAAGAGUGUGCUAAUGAUGCCCUUGCUGGGAUAGUGGCCAGCAACCCUAACCUGCAGCUCCUACAGGGGCACCGUGUGGCCCUACGUUCUGACCUGGACAGCCUCAAAGGCCGGGUUGCACUUCUUUCGGGUGGAGGUUCGGGCCAUGAGCCUGCCCAUGCUGGUUUUAUCGGGAAGGGAAUGCUGACAGGGGUCAUUGCAGGAUCCGUGUUCGCUUCUCCAGCUGUGGGCAGCAUCCUGGCAGCCAUUAGAGCUGUGGCCCAAGCAGGCACAGCGGGCACCCUCCUCAUCGUGAAGAACUACACUGGGGAUCGACUCAACUUUGGAUUUGCCAUGGAGCAGGCCAAGGCUGAGGGCAUCUCUGUGGAGAUGGUGGUAAUUGGGGAUGACAGUGCCUUCACUGUCCUGAAGAAGGCAGGCCGGCGUGGCCUGUGCGGCACAGUGCUUAUCCACAAGGUGGCAGGUGCUCUGGCUGAGGAAGGUAUGGGGCUGGAGGAGAUCGCAAAGCGGGUGAACGUGGUCGCCAAGGCCAUGGGUACCCUUGGGGUGAGCUUGUCCUCCUGUAGUGUCCCUGGCUCCAAACCCACCUUUGAGCUCGCAGCUGAUGAAGUGGAACUAGGCCUGGGGAUCCACGGGGAAGCUGGUGUUAACCGGAUAAAGAUGGCACCUGCUGAUCAGAUUGUGACUCUCAUGCUUGACCACAUGACAAACACCUCCAAUGUAUCCCAUGUGUCUGUACAGUCAGGCUCUUCAGUGGUGCUGAUAGUCAACAAUCUGGGUGGCCUGUCUUUCCUGGAACUGAGCAUCAUAGCUGAUGCUGCCAUACGUUUGUUGGAGGGCCGUGGGGUGAAGGUCGCCCGUGCCCUAGUGGGUACCUUCAUGUCUGCACUGGAGAUGUCUGGUGUUUCCCUUACGCUGAUGCUUGUGGAUGAACCCCUGCUGAAGCUGAUAGAUGCUGAAACUACUGCAACAGCCUGGCCUCACAUGGCCAAGGUCUCUGUAACUGGGCGUAAGCGGAUCCGAGCAGCUCCCACAGAGCCUCCAGAGGUCACCGAGGCCACUGCAGCAGAAGGUGUGGUGUCAAAGCAGAUGGUGCUCGUGCUGGAGCGAGUAUGCACCACCCUGCUCAGACUGGAGGAGCACCUGAAUGCCUUGGACAGGGCUGCUGGUGACGGGGAUUGUGGCAUUACCCAUAGCCAUGCUGCCAAAGCCAUCCAGGGCUGGCUAAAGGAGGGCCCAGUUCUAACCAGCCCUGCCCAGGUACUCUCCAAACUAUCUGUCCUGCUUCUGGAGAGGAUGGGAGGCUCAUCUGGGGCGCUCUAUGGCCUGUUCCUGACUGCAGCUGCUCAGCCUCUCAAAGCCAAGACUGAUCUCCCAACCUGGUCUGCUGCUAUGGAUGCCGGCCUGGCAGCCAUGCAGAAGUAUGGAAAGGCUGCACCAGGAGACAGGACAAUGCUGGAUUCUCUGUGGGCAGCAGGACAGGAGCUCCAAGCCUGGAAGAACCCAGGAGCCAGUUUCCUCCCAGUCCUGACUAAAGCAGUCAAGAGUGCUGAAGCUGCAGCCGAGGCCACCAAGAACAUGGAAGCUGGUGCUGGAAGAGCUAGUUACAUCAGUUCUGCACGAUUAGAUCAGCCAGACCCUGGAGCAGUGGCAGCUGCUGCCAUCUUACGUGCCAUCCUGGAGGUCUUGCAGUCACAGGGAGCGUGACUGCCUUUUUGGUUGUCCCCUCCCCUCCUUGUUCGUUCUCUUGCCUUCAUGUGGUCACCUUACCUCUCACUCACUCUCGCUCCCAUCCGCUUCGUGAAGCAGGACAUCCUCCACCACACCAGAACAGCAGUGUAUGGCUGAGUAGAUCACGUGCUCCACCAGCACCGCUCUUUCCCUCCUCAGGAAGAGGGAUCCCUUGGGUCAUGUUCACCCCACUCUGAAUGUCAGUGAUAAGGCUUUUCCAAAGCACAGCACAGACCCUACCUGGGUGCACCCAUUUGGUUUCAAGACUCCAGGCCUUUUCCUCUAGAAGUGGAUGAAGGAAAGCUAAUAAAACCCAUUGAAGCCACAA
Molecule: messenger RNA, 2196 nt
Organism: Phodopus roborovskii (desert hamster)
Lineage: Eukaryota; Metazoa; Chordata; Mammalia; Rodentia; Cricetidae
Gene: Tkfc
Product: triokinase and FMN cyclase
Exons: 17
Coding region: 108-1844 (578 amino acids)
Biological process (GO): glycerol catabolic process
Cellular component (GO): cytosol
Molecular function (GO): ATP binding; glycerone kinase activity
Source: RefSeq, a predicted model, not a curated record